Messenger RNA from Eruca vesicaria subsp. sativa (arugula), 198 nucleotides. The record is from the annotation of a GenBank genome assembly. Lineage: Eukaryota; Viridiplantae; Streptophyta; Magnoliopsida; Brassicales; Brassicaceae.
AUGUGUUCUGUCUACUUACUCAUCAAGGUAUCUUCAAGAUGCAAAACGAAGAGGGUCAGCUCUGCUACGAAUCGGAUGAUCACAUCAAAGGAUCAUGCCUCUGUGCAAUUGAACAUUGGUCAUUUAGAUGCUGAUGGCAUCUACACCGGACAAUUCACAACCUUAGCUCUCUGCGGUUUUGUUCGUGCUCAGAUAUAA